CAGCGCUUCCCUCCCUCCGCCUUCAUCCUGUUCAUCUCUUGCUCACAGACCUUUCAAAAGCAGAAUCCCUGGGGAAAAACAGUUAUGGAGUUUUGCCUGAGUGAGAACUUCCAGUUUCUAAACCAGCACAACCUUUUGGAUCCGUCCACCUCUGAUGACCCACCGUCCCCGACAGAUGCGCCGGUCAAAGCCGACCCGCUGAGCCCCUCGUUCGGCCUGGACAGCAGCGCGACCCCGUUCAGCCCCGGCAGCACGUCGGACAGCAGCGGGUACAGCGUGUUCUCCCGGAACCCGUCUCUGAACCCGGACUCCCCCGUCAGCUCUAGCUCUAUCUCGAGCAGCAGCGCUCCGACUCUCUUCCACCCCGUCGGUCACACAGAGUCCCUCCUCAGCUGCGACUACAUCCCCUCGCUGAACCCCGGGCCCAAGCGCCUGUGUCUGGUCUGCGGGGACUUCGCGUCCGGCUACCACUACGGCGUGGCGUCCUGUGAGGCGUGCAAGGCCUUCUUCAAAAGAACCAUUCAAGGAAACAUUGAGUACAGUUGUCCUGUGGUGAAUGACUGUGAGAUCACAAAGAGACGGAGGAAGUCAUGCCAAGCCUGCCGUUUCCAGAAGUGCCUGCGUGCCGGCAUGAUGAGAGAGGGUGUGCGCAUGGACCGCGUGAGAGGAGGUCGACAGAAGUACAAGCGCAGAGUGGAUUCAGCACUUUCUCUCUUCACCAAAACACCUUACGCACAUCCAAGCAAACCAAUCAGAAACAAAGUGAUCUCUCAGCUGCUCGUGUCUGAACCGGCUCCUCUGAGAGCUGCUCCUGACCCCUCGACCCCUGACAGUGACCUUAAAACGCUGCUGACCUUAUGUGACCUUUUAAACAGGGAGCUCCUGGUUAUGAUUGGCUGGGCAAAACACAUUCCAGGUUUCACUGGCCUCUCUUUGGUGGAUCAGAUGGCUUUGCUCCAGAGCGGCUGGAUGGAGACGCUGGUGCUGAACGUGGUGUGGAGAUCUCAGGGCUCGGCCGACGAGCUGCAGUUUGCGGAGAACCUGCGUCUGAACGAGAGCCAGAGCAGAGCCGCGGGACUGCAUGAUCUCUACACGGCCCUCAGACAUCUCAUCUCCAAAUACCAACAGAUGGGCCUGAACCAGGAGGAGAUGCUCACGCUCAAAGCCAUGUCUCUGGCCAACUCAGACGCAGAGAACGUGGAGGGCGCAGACGCCGUGCAGUGUUUCCAGGACGCGCUCCACGAGGCCCUGCAGGAGUACGAGAGCGGCCAGCGGCCGUCCGAGCCUCAUCGCGCCGGGAGACUCCUCAUGACACUGCCGCUGCUGCGACAGACGGCCCACCGCGCCGUACGCUGCUUCAGCCGGCUGCACACGGAGGGCUGCGUCCCCAUGCACAAACUCUUCCUGGAGAUGCUGGACGCCAAGAUCUAGACUGGGACAGUGUGGACUGAGUAAAGGAUGAUGUUGUUAUAAAGCAGCUGAACCGUCACGUGGAGAUCAGGGUCACGUCCAGAGUGACGUUUAACGCAAAAAGCAGCUCUUCGGAGUUUGGCAGCUAAACUGCACUUGAUGACGAGAGGUUAAAGGGUUAGUUAAUUCUGUCAUUAAUUACUCACCCUCAUGUCGUUACAAACCCGUAAGACCUUCGUUCAUCUUCAGAACACAAAUUAAGAUAUUUAAUAUUGAACCCGGAAUCGCUGCACUGUUUACAACGUGAACAGUGUACGAGAAUGACAGGGAAGAGAAGAAAUUGUUGAAUAAAGUCGUUAUUUUUGUUUGUUUUUGCGCACAAAAAGUAUUCUCUUUGCUUUAUAACAUUAAGGUUGACCCGCUGUAGUCACAUGGACUAUUUUAACAAUGUCUUUACUACUUUUCUGGACCUUGAAAUUGGUUAUGACGCUGCUGUGUAUAGGGAGAUCAGAAAGCUCUCGGAUUUCAUCAAAAAUAUCUUAAUUUGUGUUCUGAAGAUGAAUGAAGGUCUUACGGGUGUGGAACGACAUGAGGGAGAGUAAUUAAUGACAGAAAUUUUCAUUUUUGGGUGAAUUAACCCUUUAAUAUCACUCUCUGUCUCACUGAAGCACAAUCUUUUACUAUUUAUUUGAUUUAUACGAAAUUCAAGGAGAUUACCGUUUUAUAAGGUGUUGGCGAUAGUUUAGAAGCAAUUGCAUUUUUUUUUAGCAUUUUACAUAAUAUAUCAAUAUUUUUCAAUUUUUUUAUUCUGUAGAUUUUAUUUUCAGUCUAGAUAUUUGAAUUUGGUUAUCAAUAUCAAAGACGCAAUAUAUUUCUGCAAAACAGUUCCAGCGAUCAGCAUCAAACUCUCUGUAGUCUGCAGCACAUUGUCAAGCUAUGGAGCCUUUCUGUUUAUCGUCUAAUUUAUUACAAGUACCAUCUGCUGUUAUUUAUAUGAAAAUAAAUUAUUUUUUUGGAAAUUA
This is a messenger RNA of Ctenopharyngodon idella (grass carp), 2432 nucleotides long. RefSeq names its product estrogen-related receptor delta (gene esrrd). Lineage: Eukaryota; Metazoa; Chordata; Actinopteri; Cypriniformes; Xenocyprididae. Gene Ontology annotation, molecular function: sequence-specific DNA binding; DNA-binding transcription factor activity; zinc ion binding. Bases 85 to 1431 code for a protein of 448 amino acids. Gene Ontology annotation, biological process: regulation of DNA-templated transcription. The record is from RefSeq and is a predicted model, not a curated record. The transcript has 7 exons.